AGUUUUACACUACUCCACUCGUACUCUAUUAGUCUAUUACGUACCUAUAGUACGAUACUACGACUCCUCAUCCUAUCUACCUUAUUAUAGAAAAGAAAAAGAAUACUAACAAUAAUAAUGGAUAUAAUGGGCAAUUACUACUCUGGGAAUUUCCUGACGGCGGUCGCCACUUCCUCCAACUUUUGGUCAACUUCCCCCGCCGCCACUACCUCCGAAGCACCUGGCGGCGCUGCGGUAUCCUCGCCCCUGUCUUCCGACGACAGUAGUACUGCAGGCUGCUGCAGUAGUUUUACCGCGACCACCACGAACAACAACAUGGAAGACACCAUGUCCCUGGCCUGCGAUACUCCCAAGAAACGAGCGGGCCGGAAGAAGUUCCGGGAGACUCGGCACCCCGUGUACAGGGGUGUCCGGAGCAGGAGCUCCGGCAAGUGGGUGUGCGAGGUGAGGGAGCCCAACAAGAAGUCCAGGAUAUGGCUCGGCACUUUCCCCACCCCCGAGAUGGCCGCCCGCGCCCACGACGUCGCCGCCAUCGCCCUCAGGGGCCACUCUGCCUGCCUCAACUUCGCCGACUCCGCCUGGCGCCUCCCCGUCCCCGCUUCCCUCGACCCCAGGGACAUCCAGAAGGCCGCCGCCGAGGCUGCCGAAGCCUUCCGAAGCGAACCCACCGCGGCGGCCGCGGGAGGGUAUGAUCCAGAGAGGAAUGCGGAGGCGUGGAUGGUGGAGGAGGAGGAUGUGAUCUUGGAGACGCCGGGAUUCUUCGCUGACAUGGCGGAGGCCCUGAUGCUUCCUCCGCCUCAUUACGAGGUUGACCGUGCGGAUGAUUACGUGGACAGUUCGGCUGACGUGCCACUCUGGUCUUACUCGUUUUGAUCCAUUAUUAUUAUUAUUAAUUCAAACGGACCCCUUUUUGUUUUGAAUGCUUUAUCAUGUAAUUCCGUACUGUGUAGCUGGAGUUAGUAGUACUCCGUACUAAUUACUCCGUAAUUAAUUAGUGUAUAAAUUCUACUCGUAUUU
This is a messenger RNA of Cuscuta campestris, 1017 nucleotides long. NCBI's taxonomy places the organism in Eukaryota, Viridiplantae, Streptophyta, Magnoliopsida, Solanales, Convolvulaceae. The record is from the annotation of a GenBank genome assembly.